UAAAUAAAUUGAUAUGGCGUAAAAGCUGAUCGAUGUUAUUUGUUGAAAACAAAGUUUUUAAUAUAAAUAUUUUAUAAUACUACGUUUAAAUAAGGUUACGUUAUAAAAAAGAUAUCGUUUUAACUUAAAACAUGGAUGAAAUAGAGAAAUUAAGUUGUAAGGAAGAAUUAGAGAAUAGCGAUAUGGACCAGUCAGCUACUGAAGAACUCAAAGACAUUGAGGAGAAACCUAAGAAAAAGAAGAGGAGACGACGAGAAAUAGAUAUGGUAAUCAAACUAUCUGAUGAUGAUGAGACGGAUGAUGAAGGCCUGGCCAAGAAGCUCCUGCGCCGUCUUAGUCCCGGGCCUAACUCGCCGGCGUCUCACAGGGAGCCCAGGACUUGUGUUCUGAAGGCCAGUCAAAAGCGUCGUCCCCUAUCUCGUUUGCUAGAACAACUUCUUCGGAACUUAGAAAAACGAGAUCCAAAUCAAUUCUUUGCCUGGCCGGUGAAUGACAACUUUGCUCCGGGAUACUCCACCAUAAUCAGGAAACCAAUGGACUUCUCCACGAUGAAACAAAAGAUUGAUGACAAUGAAUACAAAUCUCUGAACUGUUUUAUUGGUGACUUCAAACUAAUGUGCAAUAACGCUAUGAAGUACAACAAGGCCGGCACGGUGUACCACAAGGCAGCUCGGAGACUCCUCCACGCUGGUCUGAAGCAGCUCACCCCGCAGAAGCUGCGACCUCUUGGCAACAUCCUCACUUACAUGUACGAGAUUCCGAUCCGUGAGCUGGGCUUCGAUAUCGGAAAGAUGGAUGUGCAUAAGGUGCUAAAGCGAACGAGCCCGAUGAAGAGCGGCGGCUCGGAAGCGGAGACGGUUUCGGACGGGCAGGAGCGCCAGGACUCCGGCGACAGCGUCAAGAUACAGAUGGAGGCCGCCAGGGAGCAGCACCGCCGAAGGCUGGCCAAGAAAGCCUUCCCACGCAUGGACUCCGAAGGCAAGACCACGCUGUGCCUGGUCACCAACACCGUGGAAGGCUCUGGAGAUGAAAAGCCGCUGACCCUGGGCAAAUACAUCGGCAAGCUCUCGCAAGGAACGGGAUCUUUGCACACGCCUCGCGAAGAUCGACGUAACCUGGCGAAAGGCGUCAAGCCACUUCACUACGGGCCCUUCAGCUCCUACGCGCCGUCCUACGACGGCACUUUCGCCACGCUCACCAAGGACGAGUCGCACCUCAUCUACCACACGCUGCCGGCGGAGACCGGGCAAGGCAACGAGGAGUUGCUCCGCUUUGCACCCGAUUCACCAUGGACUCUAUUCUACGACAUGGAAGCCAUGUUCCCUGAGAAGAAGACGCAGCCAGAGCCACCGCCUAAGGACGACAAUGACAUAUCAAAAGUAAAGGUGGACGUCGACCAGCUGCGGACUUUAUCAGAACUGGGCAUCGACGUGGAGUUCUUAGCGGAGUUGGAAGACGACAUCGCGGCGUCGCAGCACGACUACGGCAUCGGGCCCGCAUUGAGACACACCUGCGAGCUGCUGCAACGCCUGGAGAGGGAGCAGCGGGAGCGGCUGUCAGCGCCGCCGCCGUGGCACCUAUCUCUGAUACCAAGACCUUCUGGCUCGGAGCGCGAGGUGGCGCGCCAGGUGACGUCAUGCCUGCGCGGCAUGGUGGCGCGCGUGCCGCCGCGACACGUGGCGCCGCUGCACAGCGUCCGCAAGGCCAUGGGCGUCACCCUGGACCACCUGGACACACCGAUGGCAGUAGACGACUUUGAGCUGGAAAUGCACGAGCCUCGGGACACCGCAUCGGACCGCGACUCCCGUUCAAGCCAUGACAAGUGACCGCGAACGAGCUUCAGCGAUUGACCAAGAGAUGGCGUUAAAUUCGCUUUACAUGGCGCUAAAAAAGUUUAAUUAUUUUUAUGGUAAUGGUAGAAAAAAAGACUGCCGUGGGUUAUAUUCAAUGAUAACAUUGAAUUAGUGCAAAUAAUAUGAUUAGAAUAAUAAGCU
Ostrinia furnacalis (Asian corn borer) is the source of this 1994-nucleotide messenger RNA. Its product is annotated as Bromodomain containing 7/9. Gene Ontology annotation, cellular component: nucleus. The transcript has 12 exons. Lineage: Eukaryota; Metazoa; Arthropoda; Insecta; Lepidoptera; Crambidae. The coding region runs from base 132 to 1826 and encodes 564 amino acids. Gene Ontology annotation, biological process: regulation of transcription by RNA polymerase II. The record is from RefSeq and is a predicted model, not a curated record.